This is a messenger RNA of Acanthocheilonema viteae, 4635 nucleotides long. The record is from the annotation of a GenBank genome assembly. NCBI's taxonomy places the organism in Eukaryota, Metazoa, Nematoda, Chromadorea, Rhabditida, Onchocercidae.
AUGAAUAAGCAAAUUUUCAAUACAGUCGCUGCAAUACUUUUAAUCUUUUCUAUUACAUUUGCUCAGCAACAAAAUGAGCGACUUUCGAGAAGAGGAUUAUCAUUUUCAAAGGAUAAUACUGUGCUAUCAUCAUCUCCAAUAGAAGAAUCAUUACCGAUAUCUGUGGUGACAUCGGAUAGAGUGCAUAGAGAAGCGGAUAUAUAUCGAAGAGGUAAUAUUUUUGGACUCCGUAAUCAUCGAGUUAGUACAGCUCAUCACGUGAACGCAUCCAAAUUUUUAACCGACAGUAACUCUUUAGUUAAAGUGUACGGUGAAGCAAAUCCAAGUAAAACAGAUGAACAUUUAUUGGAUAUUGAAGCAAAUACACAAAUUGUAAACGUCGGGAAUCGUCCAUUAUCCUUAAUACCGUCUGGCGAGAGUAUUCCUUUAUCAAUAAGUGGUUAUGGGCCACCGGAAGAAAAAUUAGAUAUAGCGGAGACGAACCAUCAAGCUGAAACCAUUAAGGAAAUACAAGCAAUAUUGCAUUCUGAUAUUGAAAAUCCAUAUGAUGGAGGUGUUCCGGAUACAGAAGCGAUCACUGCGGAAACUCCGUCAGAUAGUAACAGAGAAAAUAAGAGUGACCUUCCGUUGAUCACAAGUACUGAAAAAACUGUUAUAUUAAGCGAAGCAGCUACAAGCACCAUAAGAUCUGAAGAUUUCAGGAAAACAGAAAGUGUAAUUAAAUCAAAUGUGAGUGACAUGGAACCGAUAAAAAGCUCCACUGAAGCUUGUGCACAAAAUUGUAGCGUAACUACGGAAAGCUCGAUGGGAACAGAUGAAGGAACUAUUGAAAUGGUUACUGAGGCUUCUACCGAUAGGCGAAAAGGUGCUACAGUAUUGUCAACAGGUAUUAGCAAAGAAAGUUACGAUGUUAGCACCGAGCAAUUUGAAAAUGCGAGCAUUGGAACUGAAGAUGUUGAAAUAUCAACAAUUGAAGGCGAAAAAACCGAAUCAGUUUCUGAAGGAUAUGGAACAGUAUUUGAUACUAAGAAAGCGGAAAUAGUACUGAAAACAAAACUGCAAAAUAUUUCAAGCGCGGAUGCUAAAGUUAUGCCGUCCGAAUCAGUUACAGAAUCGUUCACUAAUGAUGAUAUCAUGCAUACGCAAACUAAAUCAAUCGAUGAUGCGGAAGAUUUCGGAUAUGGUAUGGCUUCUAAAACUAUCAAAGAGCAAUCGACUACUGAGAAAAGUCCCAGUAGCAUUUCAGAAAAUUCGCUAGGAGCAUAUAAAGUAGAAUCAACUUCUAAUCUCGGAGAAGCAGCUUACAGUGCUACAAGUUCACCAAUGAUUGGUGAAGAAACAAAAUAUAAGGGACAGGAAAAGCCGUACGAAAACGGUAGCAAGCCAGAUUCAAACACUGAAGAAAUUUAUUCCUCUCAGCAAAAGAUUACAAAAGUAUCCGGCGAUACUUACCAAAAUCAAGAAAAUAUUGAUAAAACCGAAAUGCAAACGAAUACCGAUCAGUCGUCUAUUUCAACAAAACAUUGGUCAGGAAAUGUGGAAGUUACUUUACCAAUAACAAAUGGUACUGCAACUGAUACUUUGUACGUUACUGAAGAUAGUGAAAUCUCAAAAAUAAUAAGUUCUCCAAUUAUUGAGCCGGAAGAAGAUAUUUCGGGCUAUGAAACUUACAGUAAACCAAAAGUUACUGCAAUAAGCAGUAAAGUAGGUUUACCAGGAUUAAACAAAGAAUCAGCAUCUCAACUAUCAAAAUCAAUUGAGGAAGCAACUAUGGUACCUAGAAUAAGCACUGAAACCAAAAUGAGGAAUGAAAAAGCAAAGAUGACACUGGAAAGUACAGUAACAGGAUUGGGAGAUCUAAAAAGUUCUACAGAAUCUAACAUGGUAGUAACUGAAACAAUAGAAUCUCCAAAAGAAACAUCUCUCACGUCCGUUGAACAAUCAUCAGAAUACCGUGCAGUAACACCAGAAUAUAUUGCGGAAUCAACAUACGGAAAAGAAGAAGCUACAGAAUUACGAAAAACAAAUGAUGGAGUUGAAACAUCUGCUGUAGCACCAUAUGAUACUAAUGAGAAAGUUGUACCUGAUACUACAUCAGUAACAUCGAGCAGUGCAUCUGUUACUUCUGAAUCUGUUGCAUACGGAACAGCUGAAUUAGUUAAAACAUCAGUAUCAGAAAAACUAGCUAAAGUAUCAAAAUCUGAUGAAGGAUUAGGAUUAGCAGGAUAUGGUAAGGCAGGUCCUAGUGAACAGGUACAGAAGGAUCAGGAUUUAAUGCCCCUCGUAUCAAGCACAGAAGAAUCAGGAGUUAGCACCACAAAAACACCUGAAGAAACCAUACAACGAAAUGAAUUGCAAACAAUGAUGGUUUCGAAACAGCUCAUGAAUCACAAUGAAGAAAUUGCAACAUCAGAAUCAAGCAAAAUUAGCAGUACAACAGCGACAUCUUCAAACGAAGCAACUAUGUCUGAAGAAGUGACAAGAUCUGAGCAACAACCUUCAGACUAUAGAGAGUUAUCAGUAACUGCUGAUGAUUAUCAUGAAUCAAAUAAAGAAGUGUCGUCGGAGCAAGCGACAAUUUAUAAAGAACAGGUAACAGAAUACGAACUGCUUACAUCUGCAAUAUCUAAAGGUGAUAUUACGACUGAAAAAGGUGUGAAUGCAACAGCAAGACUUCAAAGUAAAUACGCGGAUAUACGAACUACUCCUGGAGAUUUUGGAUAUGGUGGGAAAAAGGGAGUCAUUGAGGAAAAUGAUAGCGAUGCGAUCGAUACUUUAGUAAAUUCAAUAUCUACCAUAAAUGUUGAAGAAUCAACAGAAAAUCCAUAUGCAAAUCAAUUGCAUACAAAAUUAACUGAGAAUGCGAAGAUUAGCAAACCUACUGGAGAAUCUGUUGUAACGGAAUCUAUCGAGAAAAUUACGAGUGGAAGAGGAACAGUAACAAAUGAAAGUGAUGGAAGUGCGCCAGAAUCCGAUGUUACUGAAAAUCCAUUUAACCUUUCGGAUUAUUAUCCAACAAGUGAAGAAACAACUAAUGAGUUGUCACGAUCUGAUGAAAAUUUGACAGGACAAUCAGAAAUUGCAGAAAGUACGUUAAUUUCAAUCACGGAAACUAGUGAAAUAGCAUCAGUGAAUGAGAGAACUACAAGCCAUACAAGUUUGACAAGUGAGAAUCCAGAAUCAGAAGCUGCUAGUUAUGCAGUUUCUGAAGGAGGAAAAUUUACAGGAACUUCAACUGCUGAAACAACAGUAUUAGCCCAAGUAAAAUCUAACGAAACUUCAACAGAUACGAAUGAUUUUGGUUAUGGUGAAAAACUUGAAGAAAAUACGGAAGCACAAUUAAUAGAACAAAAUCAGGAUUCCAGAACAUUUGUUACGGCAGCAGAAUCUAUCUUGACAACUGGGGAGAUACAAUUUAGUGAUGAAAUAAAAACUGAAUCUGUUCAGAAAUCUUUAGCAACAGAAACACCAUCAGAAAUUGAAACAGAUUCUACAAUUAAAGAUUUUGAAACUUCUCAACAAAAUCACACCGAAAUAGACGAUAUUCUGACUUCUUCAAGUCUAAAUAAAGAAGCAAUAGAAACUACUGGAAUUUCAGAAACCGAUCGAUCUGCACUUCUUCACAAGACAUAUCCACAGGAAACCACAGAAAGCACAUUAAUGCGUAUAGUAACAAAUGGAGUAGAAAUGUCGAUACCAUAUGAUAUACAUGAAGAAGCUCCAAAAAUUAUUGCAAUGAUAAAAGUAACGAAAAAGGGUCCUUCAAAAUUAGCCGAUGACAUAAUUGCUUCAACGAAAGCAGCACGAAAAGAAGAAAUUCAUGAUAGUACAGAAACUACUAAAGAAUUUGAAGCUGGAAGUAUUACAUCUGAAGAAAUGAAUGAAGUAAAAAAUGAAAUAGAAAGCAUAUCAUCAGAAACUUCUUGGGCAAGUCCGGAAUUUUCUGACGUAACAACUGCUGCAAAAAAUACUGAAUCAGAAUUUUAUUCAGAAAAUACUGCAAAUAUUUCAGUUAGAAUUUCUAUGGGUCCUGAAAAUUUCGGAUACGAAAAUGUAAAUGAACUAACAUCACCAAGUGAAAUAUCAACUAAGAUAACAAUGACAGAAUUACCAAUCAAUCUUACUGAAACUUCCAUUGCUACAGAAUCAUCAGUUAGCAACAAAUACACAAAUUCUAAAAUGUUCGCUGAUGCAGAAUCGAAAGGUGAUGAAGAAUUCAGCGGAACUGUUCCUUCAAUCACAUCAAAUGCAUUAACCGAUUCAUCCACUGUAACUCAAAAAAUGUUGACAACGCAUGGUGAAAUUAUUACGACAGAAGAAGAAAAAAAUAUUCCGAUCAACAUUCCGAAUAGUGGAAAAGAUUUCGGAUACGGUGAUGAUACGGACGAAUUAAGCAACAGUGCUGCAUUUAGUUCAAUCACCAUUUCAGACGAACAAAAGCAGCGUGAUCAGUCAGUUCUACGAAAUACAGGGCGACCGUUCACUUUAAACUGUGAUGAGGAAAUUGAUGAGAAAGGUGAUCUUUGCAAAGAAUGGGCCAAAGCAGGUCUUUGCGAUGCACAUCGACCAACAAUGUUUCUUUUUUGUAGGCGGACAUGCCUAUGUAUUGGACCACCAAUUGAUCUGCUGAUAUGA